Candida dubliniensis CD36 is the source of this 396-nucleotide messenger RNA. RefSeq names its product Pga14p (gene PGA14). The transcript has a single exon. The record is from RefSeq and is a predicted model, not a curated record. Bases 1 to 396 code for a protein of 131 amino acids. NCBI's taxonomy places the organism in Eukaryota, Fungi, Ascomycota, Pichiomycetes, Serinales, Debaryomycetaceae.
AUGAAAUUCUCUACUGUUGCCACUGUUUUUGCUAUUUCUACAUUAGCUGCCGCUAAAGGUGGUGAUAAAGAUCACAACAAACCUUCCACUAUCACUGAAUAUGUCACUGAAACUACUCACAAGUAUGGUCGUUUCGACAAAACCAAAAGACCAGAAGAGCCAAAAGAAACUGGUACCCAUAAAUACGGUAAAUUCAACAAAACUCCACGUCCAGUUACCAAAACUGUCUUGGUCCAAGAUGGUGACAUUCCAAAGAAAAGAGAAGCCGUUGUUGCCAGAGAUUCUAAGAACUCUUCUUCCAACUCCACUACCUCUAGUGGUAACAAUGGUGUCAGCACUGGUGUCAGCUUGGGUCUUGCUGGUGUUUUAGCUGUUGGUGCUGCUUUGGUCAUCUAA